Messenger RNA from Naegleria fowleri, 744 nucleotides. RefSeq lists its product as uncharacterized. NCBI's taxonomy places the organism in Eukaryota, Heterolobosea, Eutetramitea, Acrasida, Naegleriidae. The record is from RefSeq and is a predicted model, not a curated record. The transcript has a single exon. Bases 1 to 744 code for a protein of 247 amino acids.
AUGUGUCCUCUUGCCUCUUCUCCUGGGAGUUCCGUCAUUGGCUCCUCUUCCUCUAAUCGUAUCUCAUCCUCAACGAGUCGACCUCAAUCAGCUUCAUCGGUGAGGUCUUCCUCCUCCAUGUCUCACUACAAUCAUCAGAGAAAUAAUACGAGUCAUCAGAGCUCUGCUCAGUUGAGUCUGAGCAGCGUGCUCCCUGGUGGAUCGAUCAUCAAUGGAAUACCAAAGGCUAAUUUCAGCGCAGGGCGAAAAACUAUCCUUAAUGCCACUCCAGAGAAGGACAAGCCCCGGAAACGACCAAAUGUGAGCAAUGAAUCAUCGAAAGAGAUUGUCAAUGAGGUGAGAAGGAAAGCAAGAUGUGGUACUCACUGCAACGAGGAAAGUAAGACUCCUCCCCCUAGGCUCAUGCGAAAGAGACCCCAAUCUGCAAGUGUGUACCAACCAAGAAAUAUUAUAACUGACCCUCCAGACACAACUGGGGUUCAUAGAAGAAGGUUAGUUACCCCUACCCGAGAAAGAACCUCCACAGAAAAUGACCAUAGUAGUGAUUCGGCACAUGAGGAUCUAAACGUUAAGAGCAUUCUCUCGUUUGAUCCCUUAGCUCUUUCGAAAGAGGAGCAACAAAAGGUCUCUGAUUUUGGAAAGGUUGGAAAAAAGCAAAGCUCAAUGGCAUUAAGGUCCUCCUUUGAGCAAUCCUCUCUGGUGAAUGUGAAGGUAGGUAUUGAAUCUGUUCAUUGCUCUUCAUGA